Molecule: messenger RNA, 1523 nt
Organism: Carya illinoinensis
Lineage: Eukaryota; Viridiplantae; Streptophyta; Magnoliopsida; Fagales; Juglandaceae
Product: F-box protein SKIP23-like
Exons: 1
Coding region: 39-1349 (436 amino acids)
Molecular function (GO): protein binding
Source: RefSeq, a predicted model, not a curated record
ACUAUAAAGGAGGACUUGGGAGUCCGACGAAGACUGCCAUGGUAAGCAUCGAACGAGACGCUCCUAAGUUCCGCCCGUUCCCAAAGUCUAGCUGUGUUUCUAACCCACGAGAAUUUGAAUUCCUCCAUUUAAUUUGGAAAAUCGUAGAAAUGGCCGUCGACUGGACUCAACUCCCGCAAGAACUCUUCGAGUCAAUCUCAAAGUGCCUCACCAUUUACGCCGAUUACCUCCGAUUCCGAGCCGUCUGUCACAGCUGGAGAUCCUCCGUCUCAAACAUCCCGCGCCACCUACCUCCUCAGCUGCCUUGGCUCAUGCUUCCCUACACCCAAUCUCUCCAAUCCCACCUCGCGUUUUUUGACUUCUCUGCCCAGUCACUCCACCUCCUCGAGCUUCCUGAAGCCGCCUCUCACCGCAAGCGCCGCUGUGGAUCCUCCCACGGUUGGCUCGUGAUCCUCGGCGAAACCCCAGAAGUCCUUCUCCUCAACCCUCUCACUCGAUCCAAGAUUCACCUUCCUCCGCUCUCCACCUUCCCCUACGUCCUGAGCUUCAAUUACUCCGAAGUCGGUAAAGAAUACGAGCUUCGAGGCACCUUCGGGGCAAUCCACCGGCUUGGUUUGAGGGAAAUGCGCGACUCUUUUAUCAAGAAAGUGGUUCUCUCCUCAAGCCCGCAGAGUGAUAACAACAAUAAUAAAAACUACAUCGCGCUGGCAAUUCUCCUUCAACCAGAUAUUUUAGCGUACUGCAAGAACGGCGACCAAUCCUGGACACUGUUACACAGCGCGACGUUUUUCUGUGAGGACGUUAUAUAUCAUAAGGACUUAUUCUACGCGGUGGACAAGCAAGGCGCUAUCGCGGUGUGCGAUUUACACAGCGGGUCGCCGAGCGUCUCAAUUACCAGAAUGCCAAUCGAAUCCCGCAGCGACAUGAGAUAUUUGGUGAACUCGGAGGACGAAUUGUUGAUGGUAACGCGGUACGUAGAACUUCAUUACGAUGACAUCUCCCCAUACUCGCUGAACGCGUUCUACAAAACGGUGCGGUUUGAGGUAUUCAGAAUGGUUUGGAGCGGGCCACAGUGGGAGAAGGUUACAAGCUUGGGUGACCGGAUGUUGUUUAUCGGACAAAAUUCAUCCUUCUCGUUGCCGGCUUCUGAUUUUCCGGGAUGUUUAGGGAACUGUAUAUAUUUCACCGACGAUGAUUGUGAAUUCAAUCUUGAUAGUGAUUUUGGUGAGUAUGAUUUGGGCAUCUUCAAGAUAUGUGAUGGAAGCAUCGAACCUUUACCCUGUUAUCAGCGAAAUCCGCACUCUCAGGUACACGGGCCUCCAAUUUGGGUAACACCGAAUCCUUGCUGAUGUUUCGUCUUGAAUGUUACGGGUAGAUUUCUUUGUGUUUUUGGUGACGUAAAAACGACAUAUCAUAUGUUGCAUGAGGAGUCUGUAGCAAAUGCUGUCACAUAACACUUUUGACUUUUGUGUUUUAUGCUUGAAGCAGAUUUUUAAGUUUUUUCAGUUAAGGCUUCGGAAGAA